Messenger RNA from Pongo pygmaeus (Bornean orangutan), 3539 nucleotides. RefSeq names its product insulin like growth factor binding protein 4 (gene IGFBP4). Bases 460 to 1497 code for a protein of 345 amino acids. The record is from RefSeq and is a predicted model, not a curated record. NCBI's taxonomy places the organism in Eukaryota, Metazoa, Chordata, Mammalia, Primates, Hominidae. Gene Ontology annotation, cellular component: extracellular region. Gene Ontology annotation, molecular function: insulin-like growth factor II binding; insulin-like growth factor I binding. Gene Ontology annotation, biological process: regulation of insulin-like growth factor receptor signaling pathway. The transcript is spliced from 3 exons.
UAGCGGCGGCGGCGGCGGCGGCGACUCAGGACAGCGCCCCCUCCCCCUAACGGCCGCCUCUCCCUCUCCCCCUCGCCCGCCCCGGCUCCCCCACCUCUGGGAAGGCGCUGGGGGUGUGGCCAGGGACCGGUAUAAAGUCCGGGGGAGCCGGUCCCGGGCAGCCGCUCAGCCCCCUGCCCCCUGGCCGCCCGCUGCCUGCCUGGGCCGGGCCGAGGAUGCGGCGCAGCGCCUCGGCGGCCAGGCUUGCUCCCCUCCGGCCCGCCUGCUAACUUCCCCCGCUCCGUCCCCGUUCGCCCGCCGGGCCGCCCCGUCUCCCCGCGUCCUCCGGGUCGGGUCCUCCAGGCGCGCCGGGCUCUGCCGCCGUGUGCCGCCGCCGUGUGCCCUCCGCUGCCCGCCCGCGCGCCCGCGCUCCCCGCCUGCGCCCAGCGCCCCGCGCCCGCGCCCAGUCCUCGCGCGGUCAUGCUGCCCCUCUGCCUCGUGGCCGCCCUGCUGCUGGCCGCCGGGCCCGGGCCGAGCCUGGGCGACGAAGCCAUCCACUGCCCGCCCUGCUCCGAGGAGAAGCUGGCGCGCUGCCGCCCCCCCGUGGGCUGCGAGGAGCUGGUGCGAGAGCCCGGCUGCGGCUGUUGCGCCACUUGCGCCCUGGGUUUGGGGAUGCCCUGCGGGGUGUACACCCCCCGUUGCGGCUCGGGCCUGCGCUGCUACCCGCCCCGGGGGGUGGAGAAGCCCCUGCACACACUGAUGCACGGGCAAGGCGUGUGCAUGGAGCUGGCGGAGAUCGAGGCCAUCCAGGAAAGCCUGCAGCCCUCUGACAAGGAUGAGGGCGACCACCCCAACAACAGCUUCAGCCCCUGUAGUGCCCAUGACCGCAGGUGCCUGCAGAAGCACUUCGCCAAAAUUCGAGACCGGAGCACCAGUGGGGGCAAGAUGAAGGUCAAUGGGGCGCCCCGGGAGGAUGCUCGGCCUGUGCCCCAGGGCUCCUGCCAGAGCGAGCUGCACCGGGCCCUGGAGCGGCUGGCCGCUUCACAGAGCCGCACCCACGAGGACCUCUACAUCAUCCCUAUCCCCAACUGCGACCGCAACGGCAACUUCCACCCCAAGCAGGUGGGUCUCUGUCUCCCACUGGCUCGGCCCUGGACUCAGCUCUGGGGCAUUCCCGACCUCUCCACAGGAUGGCCCAGGAUGGAGAUCUCAGGAAGGGGAAACUCCUCAACCCCAACCCAACCCCUUGGAGCCUCCCUAAACCCUACCUCAGCGUCAGAACCUCACUCAUUUUGGAGACGAGGAGACUGUGAUCCAGAGAGGAGUAAAAGCACCCGGGCUAGUUCAGAGUCACAGAGCAAGUUAACAGCAGAUCUUGCCUCCCUAUCCAGGGCAAUUUCCCUCACCCCUGGAUUUCACCAUCUGUGGUGCAGACCUAGCAACCCUGACAACCUCUGGCUCCCAACACUCUCUCAUUCACUCUACUCUAUUCCUAUGAGUAAUUCCUCCUGCCACUGAGUGAGGUUUCAUCUGGGAAUGGAGGGCCAAAGUCAUGAGGAGUCAGGGAGGAAACUCAGCCUACCCCUCCCUGCAAGGCGAGCAGCAAAACCACGUGGGAUACAGCAAGGGUGGAGGUAAAGCCAGACUGGACAGUUGGAGACAGGCACUUUGGGUAGAAGCAGAGGAAGGAGUGGGGCAGGAGAGAAGACAUAAAGGCAGCAACUUCCCUAUUCCUUCCUGCCCUUGGAAGCUGGGGUCCUCUGACAAGCCUCCAGGAGGCUGGGAUGGUCAGCAGGGUUAGCCUCUUCCAGCCUACCUCUGGCCCAUCAGAAUGGGUGACCUGUCUGGGCAGGGCUCUGGUGUGCCUCCUGCUGGGUGUUGCCUGGGGAACCCUAGCCUGGAGCUCUUUGUGGGUGUAGACAGACCCAUUUCCCUGCUCCAUGAGCUAUAGACAAAUCCACAAUUCGAGCUGCCACUCUGCCAGCGGAGGCCUAGAUAGAAGGACAAAGGUUGCCCUGAGUCUGUGCAUCCCAGGAUGGCAUGAAAAGGGUAUGAGUGAAGGGCCAGAGAGGGCACCCCAAUACCAAUGCCCAGCCUAUUUCUAACCUUUAUCCUAACACGAAUUUUAUCCUUGUCCCAAUUUAAAAAAUGUUUUCUCUUAAUUAAAAAAAAACAAUUAAUAGCUAUAUUUUUUAGAGUAGUUUUAGGUUUACAGAAAACUUGAGCAGGAGUACAGAGUUUCAAUAUACUAUCCUCACCCCAGUUUCCUCAUUAUUAACAUCUUACAUUUGUUGCAAUUGAUGAACCAAUAUUAUUAGUAUAUUAUUAUUAAUUAGUGGUUUAUAUUAGGGUCCACUUUUUGUGUUGUAAAAUUCUAUGCAUUUUCUUCUCCUGAUUUUUUUUUUUAAAGGCAGGAUCUCAGUCUCCCAGGCUGGAGUGCAGUGGUGCAAUCACAGCUCACUGCAACCUCCACAUCCUGGGCUCACAUGAUCCUCCUACCUCAGUCUCCUGAGUAGCUGGGACCACAGGCACACAACUAUGUCAGGCUAAUUUUUUUUUUUUUGAGACAGAGUUUGGCUCUUGUUGCCAAGGCUGGAGUGCAAUGGCGGGAUCUCGGCUCACUGCAACCUCCAUCUCCCGGGUUCAAGCGAUUCUCCUGCCUCAGCUCCUGAGUAGCUGGGAUUACAGGUGCCUGUCACCACGCCUGGCUAAUUUUUUGUAUUUUUAGGAGAGAUGGGGUUUUGCCAUGUUGGCCAGGCUGGUCUUGAACUCUGGACCUAAGGUGAUCCACCCACCUCGGCCUCCCAAAGUGCUGGGAUUACAGGCAUGUGCCACCAUGCCUGCAUGCCAGGCUAAUUAAAAAAAAAUUUUUUUGUAGAGAUGGAAGGGUCUCUCUAUGUUGCCCAUGCUGGUCUCGAACUCCUGAGUUCAAGCGAUCCACUGCCUCUGGCUCCCAAAGUGCUGGGAUUACAGCUUGAGCCACUAGCUUCUUCCUCUUAUUUUUAUCCCACUGAAAGUUCUGGCACUUGAACUUUAUCCCCAGACCAAUUCUGAUCCUUAAGCCAUCCUUUACUCCAAGUUUAAUUCUCACACUGAAAUAUACAUUUGCGCCCCCUGAACCUCCUACUAUCUAAUUUUGACCCAAACUUUAGCUUAACUUUAGUUAUUCUGACCUUGACCUCUGUCUUUAUCCCAAUUGUGUUUUUACCUGGGCUUUAACCCUCACCCAACUCUUCCAACCCAACUUUUAGUCAUAUUUCCUAAUUCAGCUGCAACUCUUAUCCUGGUCCUACCUUAAUCCCAACUUGGAUCCUACUCAUAACUAUCAUCCCAUUCUUAAAGUCCCAACCCAAUCAGAAUAUGUACCCAAAACAUCUCCAGCCUGAACCCAGCCUUUCAAAUCCAGCUGUGCCUUUAAACCCGCGGGCCUUCUUAAGGUCCUGCCUUCCAGAACUCUCUCGACCUUUCCUUCUUGACCAUGUUCUCCCUGCUCCAGUGAGCUCAGAAGACCCAUGCUCAAAAAAGAGUCACCACCCUCAGAGGCCAUCUUGAAGCAGCGA